UCGAAAUCAAGAUGGCGGACGAUAUAACGUCAGGCCUCAUUGUGAGAAUUUGUAUGAUAUUCGGUUUAUUUUCUCCUGUUUCUGUCACUGAGCUUCAAUAUUUAUUCCUAAAUACAGUUUUAGGAUGCUUUUAUUUCGUGCAAUAUGUGGACGAUUGUGUGGUUCUGGCAUUGUGAAAGUUAGAUGGUUUAGGAGUAGUUCAUUUUUGAACUUCACAGAGAAACAUAAACUAGGAAUCACUAGUGGUAUUCAGGAAUAUCUGAAACAUGUUGUAAAACAGCAUUCUGAACUUACACAACUUUUAGCAACACAGGGAAAUGGACUACAGGCUGAUAAACGCCGUGCAGUUGGUAAAACAUUGUCCAAAUAUUCACCUCUGGUUAAAAUUGUGAUCAAUAUAAAUAAGAAACAAGAGGAACUGAGUGAAUUAGACCAAUUAGUGCUUGAAGAUGAGGAUAUGAAGGAACUUGCUCAAGAAGAAAGAUCUAUGCAUCAUCAAGAACUGAAUGAAAUGAAAGAUUUAUUGUUUGACAAUCUUGUUCCUCCUGAAGAUGAAGAUAACAAUGAUGUUAUCCUGGAAGUACGGGCAGGAACUGGUGGGCAAGAGGCAUGCCUCUUUACCAUGGACAUGUUCCAAAUGUAUCAAAGAUUUUCUAUCCACAAGCAUUGGAAAUUCUCAGUCAUUCACAUCAAUAAAAGUGAAAGUGGUGGCUUUAAGGAGGCAAGCGCAAGUAUUUCUGGAGACAGUGUAUUUGGAAAUUUGAAAUAUGAGAUUGGGGUCCAUCGUGUCCAACGGGUACCAGCGACAGAGGCUUUGGGAAGACUGCAUACCAGUACUAUGACUGUAGCCGUUCUACCUGAACCAGAAGAGAUUGACAUAACCUUAAACCAACAAGAUCUUAAAAUUGACACAUUUCGUUCGUCUGGUGCUGGUGGUCAACAUGUUAAUACAACUGACAGUGCCGUUAGGAUCACCCACUUACCAACUGGAAUAGUCGUUUCUAACCAGGAUGAAAGAUCACAGAUAAAGAAUAAACAGAAAGCUCUCCGCGUUUUGAGAGCAAAACUAUUUCAAAUUGAACGCGAGUCUGCUCAUAAGGAGCGAUCAGCAGCGAGAAGACGUCAGGUCGGGACCGCAGAAAGAUCUGAGAAAAUCCGAACUUAUAAUUUUCCACAGAGCCGCGUGACCGACCAUCGUGCUGGCGUCAGCAGCAAUAACAUUGACGAUUUCAUGAAAGGAGGCGAGGAAUUACAAGACAUUAUCACAGCCCUACAGACCCAUCACAAAAAGCCAUCGCACUGGAUCACAUCCUUCAAAAUUACAAGGAAAGUGAAUGAAGGUUGUCUGUUGGUAUGUGAUAUUAGUAAAAUAUUUGUUCAGGCCGUAGCUAGAACUGAUUCCCCGACUGUUUUCCUGUGUACGUUAUUGUUAUAUGAAUAUACACCCUCCUUUUAAUCAAAUCAAUCAACCCAUUUGGUCUUUACUACUAUGUUCUACUGCCCUUGCAAUAGAAGUAAAUUAUUUCAUUCAUGAUAAUUGAUAAAUUACAUGAUCAAUGUUUUCAUUCAUAAGGAAAAUGAAAAUGUAUUAACCAAUUCUCAGUGAUAAGUAGUUGCGAUCUUGGAACGACAAUUAUCAAGAAAUGUCCUGUUUAUUUAAAUUCCUGUGUAUGCAAAUAAGCAAAAUUGAUAU
Molecule: messenger RNA, 1693 nt
Organism: Dendronephthya gigantea
Lineage: Eukaryota; Metazoa; Cnidaria; Anthozoa; Malacalcyonacea; Nephtheidae
Product: peptide chain release factor 1-like
Exons: 13
Coding region: 125-1456 (443 amino acids)
Biological process (GO): translational termination
Molecular function (GO): translation release factor activity, codon specific
Source: RefSeq, a predicted model, not a curated record